CUUGAACAAAGAUAAAUGAUUCCACGCAAGUAGAUGAUAUAAAGUGCUGCUGCUAAGUUUCUUCGCAAUCACGUGCAAAUCCCUCUCGACCAUCAUUUCGACACCAUGUCAGUAGACGCUAGAGUCUAUUAUCAUACGACAGCCAAUGGCUCACACAUCUUUAUUGAGGAGUGCGGUAAUGGGCCACUCAUGGUCUUGAUGCAUGGUCUUGGAGGAACGACAAACGCAUUUCAGCCGCUUGUCAACCAUUUCGCUUCACGCUUCACCAUGUUACGCUUCGACUUGCCUGGCUCCGGAUUCAGUACGUUCAAAACACCUCCAUCUAUUCCGCGAUUCGUUGAAGACUUAAAGUCUAUCCUUAAGUCAAGGGGUACUGACGAAGAGCCAAUUCUGAUCGGACAUUCUCUUGGAAGCAUCCUUGCCAUGCACUACGCAACACAAUAUCCUGUAAAAGGACUUAUCCUGAUCGGCGCCGGAAGAUCUGCUGUGCACAUCCCCGCUGCAGUAGCUCAUAUGACCGGUCUUGCUGUCAAAGCACGAGAAGGAAUUCCGGGAAUCAGAGAUUCGACGGUCGCCAACAAUGUAGCACCUAGCUCUUCGGAUCUUGUCAGAACGGUGGUUCGACAGAUGAUUAGUUCGCAAGACCCCCUUGGCUAUGCCGCGACAUGCGAAGCGCUCUGUGCAAAGUCCCAUGUUGAUCCGGAUUAUUCGAAGAUAAAGUGUCCAACCAUGCUCAUUGCUGGUGAUCAGGACAAGAUCUCGCCGCUUUCAAGAUCAGAGGAUCUGCAAAAACUGAUUGGUGGAGAGGACAACAAGGUUGCGUUAAAGGUUGUUCACUCUGGACACCAACAUGUCCUCGAGAAUACAGAAGGAGUUGUGGAGGCGAUUGAGUCUCUGGCGGGGUCGUUAAGUAGAUAA
Molecule: messenger RNA, 918 nt
Organism: Mollisia scopiformis
Lineage: Eukaryota; Fungi; Ascomycota; Leotiomycetes; Helotiales; Mollisiaceae
Product: alpha/beta-hydrolase
Exons: 1
Coding region: 106-918 (270 amino acids)
Source: RefSeq, a predicted model, not a curated record